Molecule: messenger RNA, 4003 nt
Organism: Cebus imitator (Panamanian white-faced capuchin)
Lineage: Eukaryota; Metazoa; Chordata; Mammalia; Primates; Cebidae
Gene: TMEM108
Product: transmembrane protein 108
Exons: 6
Coding region: 505-2232 (575 amino acids)
Biological process (GO): postsynaptic density organization; retrograde axonal transport; dendrite extension
Cellular component (GO): axon; endosome membrane; postsynaptic density
Source: RefSeq, a predicted model, not a curated record
UAGGGAACUUUCAGGGAAGGAGAGUGAGAUGGUGGUGUGUGUUGGUUGCCAUAGGAAUGUUUCCCUGAUUGGAACAAGACCACAGAGUGAGGAGAGCAAGACGGCAACAUCUACGGUGAUUUCUGCUUGGGAAUGGGAACCCAGAGUGGGCAGUGGAGCGGAGGCAAGCCAUGCAGAGGCAGGAGCAGAUGAGACCCUAGAUGCCAUGUGAAGCUAAAAACGUGGGGAACAGAAAGAGUAGAUCAACUCAGGAAAAUUAUAUGGGGAGCUCUUAUGCUACUCUGAAGAUCUGAGACUUGGAGAAUUUACAAUCCCGAAUUAACUCAGGGAAAAUUCCAACUAGACUCUGAAAUGAAUUAGAUGGAGAUUUAAAAUAGGGCAAUUUAGUAGGAAAAGAUACUUAAUUUGAAGAUUUCUAGAGUGGCUGGGCUGAGAAACUUUACUUCCUGUUCACCUAGACAGAAUCAUGAAUAAACUGGAGGAUAAGCAGGACCAGAUGAUACCAUGAAGAGAAGUUUACAGGCCCUCUAUUGCCAACUGUUAAGUUUCCUGCUGAUCUUGGCACUGACCGAAGCGCUGGCAUUUGCCAUCCAGGAACCAUCUCCCAGGGAAUCUCUUCAGGUCCUCCCUUCAGGCAGUCCCCCAGGAACCAUGAUGACAGCACCCCACAGCUCUACCAGACACGCUUCUGUGGUGACACUGACCCCCAAUCCCAAUGGACCCCCCUCACAGGCUUCAGCUCCCAUGGCAACACCGACACCCCAUGCAGAGGGGCACCCUCCUACGCACACCAUCUCCACCAUCGCUGCGACAGUAACCACCCCCCAUUCUAAAAGCUCCCUACCCACACGGCCCUCUCCAGUGGCCACAGCAACCACAUCCUCCCACCCAGAGGGCCGCCCCCCGGGGCAGGCUACUCCCACCAUCCUGCUGACAAAGCCACCGAGGGCCACCGGUCGCCCCACCACAGCGCCCCCACGUGCUACCACACGCAGGCCCCCCAGGCCACCAGGCUCCUCCCGAAAAGGGGCUGGUAAUUCAUCACGCCCUGUCCCACCUGCACCUGGUGGCCACUCCAGGAGUAAGGAAGGACAGCGGGGACGAAACCCAAGCUCCACACCUCUAGGGCAGAAGCGGCCCCUAGGGAAAAUCUUCCAGAUCUACAAGGGCAACUUCACUGGGUCUGUGGAGCUGGACCCCUCUGCCCUCACCCCCAGGACCCCACUCUGGGGCUACUCCUCUUCACCACAGCCCCAGACAGUGGCUGUCACUACAGCGCCCAGCAAUACCUCGUGGGCACCUCCCACCACCUCCCUGGGGCCUGCAGAGGACAAGCCAGGCCUUCGCAGAGUGGCCCAGGGAGGUGGUUCGACCUUCACCAGCCAAGGAGGGACGCCAGAUGCCACAGCAGCCUCAGGUGCCCCUGCCAGUCCACAACCUGCCCCAGUGCCUUCUCAGCGCCCCCACCGCGGUGACCCACAGGACGGCCCCAGCCAUAGUGACUCUUGGCUUACUGUCACCCCUGGCACCAACAGACCUCCAUCUGCCAGCUCUGGGGUCUUCACGGCCGCCACGGGGCCCACCCCAACUGCCUUCGAUGCCAGUGUCUCAGCCCCUUCCCAGGGGAUUCCUCAGGGAGCAUCCACAACCACGCAGGCUCCAACCCAUCUCCCCAGGGUCUCAGAAAGCACUAUUUCUGGAGCCAAGGAAGAGACUGCAGCCACCUACACCAUGACCGACAGGGUGCCCAGUCCUUUCUCCACAGUGGUAUCCACAGCCACAGGCAACUUCCUCAACCGCCUGGUUCCUGCCGGGACCUGGAAGCCUGGGACAGCAGGGAACAUCUCCCACGUGGCCGAAGGGGACAAACCCCAACACAGAGCCACCAUCUGCCUGAGCAAGAUGGAUAUCGCCUGGGUGAUCCUGGCCAUCAGCGUGCCCAUCUCCUCCUGCUCUGUCCUGCUGACAGUGUGCUGCAUGAAGAGGAAGAAGAAGACUGCCAACCCAGAGAACAACCUGAGCUACUGGAACAAUGCCAUCACCAUGGACUACUUCAACAGGCAUGCUGUGGAGCUGCCCAGGGAGAUCCAGUCCCUGGAAACCUCUGAGGACCAGCUUUCAGAGCCCCGUUCCCCAGCCAAUGGCGACUACAGAGAUACUGGGAUGGUCCUUGUUAACCCCUUCUGUCAAGAAACACUGUUUGUGGGAAACGAUCAUGUAUCUGAGAUCUAACUGCAGCAGGCUUCGCUUUGCUAUUCCCUAUUUUUCGUCUCUAAAUUAUAAAUAUACAAAUAUAUAUAUUAUAAAUAUAACCUUUGUGUAACCCUGACUUAAUGAGAAACAUUUUCAGCUUUCUUUUCCUAUGAAUUGUCAACAUCUUUUUUACAAGUGUGGUUUAAAAAAAAAUUUACAGAAUGAUCUGUGGCUUUAUAAAAUAAAGGUAUUUCUAAGCAAAGCAGUUGCAUUGAUUGCUUCUCUUAAUAACUAUUUUUGAGCACCUGGGGAUCCCAGGAACCCUAGUCAAGUGAGGUAAGAGACUGACCUCCUGUAGAAGCUCAGUGUUACAGUGGUCAAGUGCACAGUUCUUUGAGUGAUUCUAAAGCUCUGGUUCCUCUUGAUUUGGCGUGGCCCAUUUCCUCCCUCUCAUACGCACACCUGUAAAGGGAACUGGGCCACCUGGGGGAAGAUGGCAGACUCAUGCACAGGGCAGGAAAAGGGAACAUCUCAUCACCCCCAAGGAUGGGGCCCCUGGAGCCUCACGACACCACCAUUGGAUGUCAUGUUUAAAAGUUGUAGACAGCAGACAGAAGCAUGGAGUCCUUGGGAAUCCAUGGAGGACAUCAAGGCAUCCCAAGGCCACAUCCCCCUAACAUUGCUUCCACUGCUAACAACAAGACUGCCUUUCCCUGGUGGGAAAAUGCUCCCUUCAUGCCCGUUCCUGCAUCCCCUCCAACGCUCAAUCUGCAUUAAACACCCGUGCCUUUCUCUUGGAGAGGGUUUAGAUGCAGAUCCCAGCCUUGGAGCUUUAAAAUGCUUGCCCUUCUUCAAGGAUCAAAUGUUUAUUGGGGUUUAGCUUUGUUUUCUCAAAAGGCCACGGUAUUGUGCCCCUAAGGAACACGUUUAUCUAAGAAGCUUUGAGGUAGCAGAGCUAUGAUUUUUGAAACCUUCCUCCUGCAAUCUUUAAAAAAAAAAAAAAAAAAAAGAUUGCCAAGCAAGUCAUUUCCGAGAAGACAUCAUUACACUCCUACUUGCCCCUGCAAACCUGCUCGAAGCACCAGCCGGUGGACUUGCCACGCAGCUCGCAGCUUCCGCUGCUCGCCUCGUACCCCACUGGCUGGCUGCCUCACCGUGCCGUGUCCAGCGUGGCCAACAGGGUCAGACCCUCAGAGAUGCCCAAGAGGCUGCCAGAGGUGGCUGCUUCUCUAUUUUUUCCUGAUCGUGGCUGAGAGAGAUGAUUACUGCUUUGACACUUUCUUUCUCUAAAAUAAAACUAGUUUGAUAGUAUAUUUUGAAUAUAGAUGCUCUUAUAGUUGGAUUGGGAAUUGAACUCGAAUGUUGAUUCAUAUGUUUGUGUUGUUGCUGUGGUCUUUUUAUCAUGACUUUUUUCUUUCUGCGUUUUCCUUAAAAAAAAAGAUGGCCUUCAAAAGUGUGUUCUUAGUGUUGUAUAAACCUACGUCACAUGAGUUCAGUUGUUGUCUCUCUUCAAAGACUCUUCAACCCACAAAGAAGCAGGUUAAAUGUUUCUCUAAGUUUAAUUUUCUAGCGUGUUGUUGUCUGACCUUUUUAACCUUACCAUAAUAUUUCUGUUAACUGUUACAUUUAAUAUACCAAUGUGUGUGAGUAUACAUGGAGAAAAAUCUGUAAAGUAAAAUUUAUAUAUAAUAUAUGUAAUCCAAGAUACAUAUGUUAUAUAUACGUAUGUGGAUGUAUGACUUAUUUUUCCUUAUCCACAGAUUUCGGCUACCAUGGAUAUAUAAAUAAACUUAUUUUGUUAGCCAGAGGA